Drosophila serrata is the source of this 2125-nucleotide messenger RNA. RefSeq lists its product as uncharacterized. The record is from RefSeq and is a predicted model, not a curated record. Lineage: Eukaryota; Metazoa; Arthropoda; Insecta; Diptera; Drosophilidae.
UAUGUGAAAUGAUCAACCGAAGGGCAAUUUAUCAGCAUCCCCAAAGUGUGCUGCGGCAAGUGUAAAAAAAGUAAACAACCCAGCAACUAACAAGCUAACAACAGCAAUAACAAUUUGUCAAGAACACACACAAAACCAGGUGAAAAUUGGAAUACAAAAAAGCAGGGAAAAAAACGAAAAGAGCCGAAAAACUCGCUGGGUUUUUUUAAACGCCCCUGAGCUGCCAACAAAAGGAUUAUCGCGAUGGCAAGGACCACGAACAAGGAACUGAAGCUGGCGGCUCUGGAGCCUGCGAAAUGAAUUUAUGCCUGUGCAGUUUUCCAUCGAUUUUCGUCUUGCGCCACAACGGACUGGGGAUGAAAUACCAAACACAUAAAACGGAUUUGAUAUUAAAAAAAUAUGCAGAAACAAGAAAAAAGGCGCGAGCUGCGCCUGAAGCGAUUCUGGCGCUCCCCGAAGACCACAUCCUCGGAGGACUCCACCGGCUAUGAGAGUCCGACGCGAACGAAGGCGGCCAGCGCCGGGGGCAGCAGCGAUGCCCAGCGCUUUAAUCACCUGCACUACACCAGCCUGUCGCAGGGAUCGGGCACCUCGUCCUCGGCGGGCGGAGCCACUGCAUCCGGGGCGGGGUCAACAGGAGCUGGGCCGUCCGGCAACAAUAAGCCCUCCUGCUCGCUGCCACUGUUGCAGGUGUGGCCCAGCCAGGACUCUCCGCGCGGCGAGGCGGAUGGCCAGUCCUUUAUAUUCCCCGCCAUUGUGGAGACAAGUGUCAGCAGUCCGGUGGUGGAGGCUAGUGGCAGUGGCAGUAUUGGGAGCACCAACCUGAGUCUGAAUGCCCGAAGGAGCACCAAUCACCUGAGCCUGUCCACGGACCGAAGGAGUUCUCUGUACUGUGAUACCCUGCAUGCCGGGGAUUCGGGCAUCGAUUCGGUGCAGGCAUCGCCCUCGCCCAAUGCCUUUAUAGCACCGCCUGGUAUCCAUAAUCUGCCGCUGGGACAGACAGGCGGUGGCUCCUGCCAUGUCUCGCCGACGAGCACCCCAACGCAGGGAUCACCGAAUCUAUCGCUGGGACGGCGGGGCAUGAGGAAUAGCAUUUGUGUGGUCCCGAGCGGGAAUGGGAGAAGGAAAUCGAGUGCUCUAUUGCAUCCGGAUCAUGCCAGGUUAUUUGCGUUGCGAAUGAAACAUGCCGCUGCGUUGGAACGGGCACAGACCUCACCGGAUCAGACCUCCAUUGAGGAUGCCAAUGAGUUCCAUGACAAUGGGCUGGCCACCAAUCUGCGCCUGUGCUCGGCCUCGUCUUCGACGACGUCGUCGCUGACAUCCGUGGCCGCGGUCAGUUUGGGCGGUGCCGGUGGCGGUGGAGCUGGUAGCUCUGGUGCAGGUGCAAAUACCACCUGCGGCUCAUCCUCCGGCUCCGCCUAUGCUGUGGGUGCGGCGGGCGUCCAGCAGCGCGUCUCCGAUCCCUGGCUGCAGCCGCAAUCCGAUCGAGAGCGAGACUCCAGGCACGACGGAAGGCGUAGAUCCUCGACCAUGACCGCUCGUUACUCCCUGUUCGAUGCCUUGGAUCUGGAGUAUGUCCUACUGAGGGCCGCAGCCCGAGGAUCUGUGGGUCCUUAUAGCCUCAGUGAGUCCAUACAUAAGCUCACGUUUACGCAGUCACUGGCAUUUCCGGCUCUGGCCCGGGGUUUGGCCACGAAACGAAGGAGAUCGGCAACGCAUACAAGCUCUAGGCCAUUGAAUCCCCAUGUCGGAUUGAAUACCUGCGCCAAGGUGGUCACAGCCGUGGUUUUGGUGGCUCUAUCCUUUAUGGUAUUCCUCAUUGUCUACAAGUUUGUGAGGACGUGAGGUUUGCUCCUGGCCCCGUCGCCAGAGCUGCCAGUCACAUAUCAGGCCAACUAUGGAGCCGAGGAUGCAUCGGCGUCGUCAUCGUCAUCCUCCUCCUCGAUUAUCUCGUCAGCGGGCCGCAGUCUGGGGAAGCACAUGUCGGGGUUCAGGAGCAAAUUGGGCCAACGUCAGGCCGACUUUGAGUGAUUGUUAACGUUCGAGGAACGUUAGUUAAGGCAUUGAGAAAAACACUGGUCAACAUUAUUUUGGUUAAUCAAGGUGGUUCAAAUGGGAUUUUUAU